AUGUUCUCCCGAGUCCAGGCAUUCCAAAGACCUUCAACGAGUCUAAUGCCCUACUUCAUCGCGGAAGCAGUCCUUUCGACCUACAUGGAAACCAUGCUCUGCGAAUCGUAUGAUAUAUAUGAAAGUCUGCUCGACUGGGAUGAGUACCUUACCUUCGCCCGUGGACAAGCAGGUCUGCUCGUGACCAAGUGCGGAUUUCUCUGUUGUGGCCCUGUCACAGCCGAAGAGCACGACGUGGUGAUAUUGCCAUAUGGCAGCCGGCAUCCCAUGCUGUUGCGUCGUCAGGCAGAAGAUACCUACACGUUCCAAAGUUUUUUGUAUGUUUUUGGCAUCAUGGAGGAAGAGCUGAUCAAGACUUGUCCUGACUUGGAGCUUGAGGAGAUGGAAUUCAAGAUCGUCUAG
Molecule: messenger RNA, 402 nt
Organism: Zasmidium cellare ATCC 36951
Lineage: Eukaryota; Fungi; Ascomycota; Dothideomycetes; Mycosphaerellales; Mycosphaerellaceae
Exons: 1
Coding region: 1-402 (133 amino acids)
Source: RefSeq, a predicted model, not a curated record